Physcomitrium patens is the source of this 4236-nucleotide messenger RNA. The record is from RefSeq and is a predicted model, not a curated record. NCBI's taxonomy places the organism in Eukaryota, Viridiplantae, Streptophyta, Bryopsida, Funariales, Funariaceae.
GGCAGACCUGAUACUCUACUAAACUUGAUGUGUACUGCCUAAGUAGACACGGGAUCCUGCUGUUGUUUUUUCCUCCAGCGGGAGAUUUUCUGCAGAUCUAGGAAAAGAGUAGAUAGAUACGGGGCGUGCUUGCUCGAUUCAGUUGUGUUGUGCCUCCUGAGAUAUGGCGUAACUCUUCGCGAGAGUAGGACCUUGCUGUCAGCAGUAUUGGAUGCGCUUUCUAAGCGUUGGAGACUUUUUUUGCAGAUGAGUUUCAGUGUAUUUAUGAGGUGUUUGUUUUUUUACCGGUUCUUGAACUGUUAUAUUGUUUUAUCGUUUGGCUUGAUUUGGAGCUUAUUCCGAAGAGCUUCGAGACGGCCAGGGAGGAGAAACGAAUGAGACCAGGUAGGGGUGCAGUAAACUUCACUCUGGCACUAAGCUGAGCUUUAGGCUCCCUUUUCUCAAUGAAUCCCGAAGAACUGGUCUUCAGAGAAUCUGUAAAUUGCUACGUUCAUAGAAAAUGACGAGCGGAGGGGAAAAGAAAUAGUUCCAUUUCUCUAUUUCAAGCACAUAAAUGAAGAGAACAGAAAAUUCUUGCUUCUUGUCCUUAUCAUACUGAAUUAUCAGGCCGUAUCACGAGAGGUGUUCGCUGUAGAGUGAAGGUAUACCUCACAGGUGCUACGCUGGCAGAAAAAUAAUUUGACAAUCUGCAUUCUGUCCACCUUCUGUGGCAUUUAAUGAGGAGGACCAAUCAUUCAAAUGGGACUUGGUUCAUGUGCAUCGCUGCUCAGGGAAUGCACAAUAGAGAACGGGUUAUGGGAUGAGAGGUUGAUUCUUAAAGCUACAGAAGCAGACGAAUCAUGGCAGUUGAUCCGGCCGAAGCGAUUGAUUGGGAGGUAGUGAAGGUGCAACUUGAGAGCAUAGGUGAUGCCUGGAAACAACCACGAUUUGAUUCGCUACCCCACGUUGUGGAGGUCAUCACAUCUCCAAAUAUUGAAGCGUCAGUGGCGCAAUUGAGAGAGACUAGAGACGCUAUUGAGGAAAUCGUUGAUAGUGUGGUCAGAAUCUAUCACAGUGGCUUUAACAAAGCUAUACACAAUUACUCUCAGAUAUUGCGAUUGUUCAACGAAUCCGCUGAGGGAUUAGAGGGCUUGAAAGAAGGAUUGGCAGAGGCUCGGAAUUUGCUAGGAGCUCGCCACAAGCAACUCCAGCGACAAUGGUCCCGUUCAGUUACUCUUCGCCAUGUCAUCAACUUGCUUGAUCAAAUCGACAACGUCGCUCAGGUACCAGCUCGGAUUGUGAAAUUAGUAGCAGAGAAGCGUUACUAUGCAGCUGUGCAACUUCAUCUCCAAUCCAUUAAGAUUCUAGAUCGCGAAGGUAUUCAGUCGGUUGGGGCACUUCAAGAUGUCCGUGCGGAAUUAUCAAAACUUCGAGGAGUAUUGUUUCACGAAGUUGUUGAGGAUUUGCACCUUCAUCUCUACAACAAAGGCGAUUACAGCAUGAAUUUGGCAGUUACACAUGAAAAAGAUGAUGACAUUAGUAGCAUCGUUCCAGCUGUGGUUCCUGCUGUUGGCUCUCUACACCCCGUUUCUAGGCGUACUCGAAGCUUGACUCGUUAUUCAUCCUCAAUUUCAAGUUUGGAUCGGCAUCCAUCAAGUAUAGGCAGCCAGUCCGCGGAAAAUGAAAUUGCAAAUGGAUUGGAGAAUGCAGAUGCUUCAACUAAUGAUAUAAGAGCAUCGAGUAACAGUAGCGACGAUUCUAUGAGAAAGGAGGAAAGAAAUCCAAGUUCUGCCCUUCCUCUGUGGCUCUCCGAAUCAACGCCAAAUGACUUCACGGAGUCUAUUUUGAAACAUAAUGCAUCUUCAGGGGUAAAAUACUUACAGACGAUGGUGGAAUGCCUUGCAAUGCUUGGAAAAAUUCCAGCCGGAAGUUCCAUAAUCAGUCAGAGGAUUCGAUCAACGCUUCAUGAGCUCAUUACGUCUGAAAUAAAAGCACGGGCUGUUGCUAUUGAAGCCUCUAGACCCCGCAUCGAUGAAGUUCAGAAGAUUUUAGAUUCCAGCGUUAUGUGCAAUUAUCUCACAUUAGUGCAAAAGAAAGGGAACGAUGGAAGUUUUUCAAUUGCGAAUACUGAGCCUGUGGCCAAACUCCAAACUGCCGCUCAAGAACUCCUUGAGUCAGUUUUUGCGUUGGUGUUGCAAAUUUUGGAGAAUUAUGUUGUGGUGGGACAAAUGAUGGAAGCGAAAGCUCUGAUGUCGAACGGUCAGCCAACUUGGAGCAACGAUGUGGAGACAAAUCGACCUGAAGGAAAUUACAGCCUAGAGAUUGUCUUGACAGUUAUUCAGAGUGAAGUCUGGCUCCUGAUAUGUGAUAUCUUGCGAGCUACUCCGGAUGCCGCAUCAGCUGAAUCUGCCGCACAAACUGCUCGGCUUGGAAGCAAGGCGGCUCCUGUCAAUUUCAAGAAUUCAUUUGGAGUUCAAAAUAAAGAGGCAGGUUAUGGAGGAUCUGAAGGAGGCCUAUCGUUCGCCUUUCGCUUCUCUGACACUGUUCUAACACCACCUGGUCAAAGCGAGCUUGUUAGCUGUGACAGUCGACAUAGUCGCAAUCGAAAGAGUAUGCCUGCUCUUCAAAAAGGUUAUGGUACUGGUGCAGUCCUCUCAGAGCGAGGAAUCUAUCUAACUUCUGCUAUUUACCGCCCUAUUCUCCAGUUUAUAGACAAGAUGACGUCACUGCUGCCUCCGAAAUACUCUUUCUUGAUAAAUGAUGGGCUUCAGAACUUCAUCGAAAAUUUUGUGGAAAGCCAGUUUCUACCUAUUGUGCAUGUUGACUACCGGACUCGAGUUGCAGAUGCUCUUGCUAGUCCAUCAGCAUUUCGUUUGAAAGCUCAUCCGGGGGCACUUUAUGAAGCUACACUUGAGACGGGCAGACCUGUCUUACAAGGACCAAUGGCCGCAAACCGUCUUGUCACUGAGGUGCUUGGAUGGGCCCAAGCAAUGCCCAAGUAUGCUGGUGAAAUACUGGAACUUGUCCAGACUCUUCUCGACCGUACCCUUGAACGCUGCCGUGCUGUGUAUACCGAGGCGGUCCUAGGCAGCUUGAGUGCCACCGUCAUUGGCCGUCCAGACGUAGAUUAUUUAAUGAAACAAGAGCCUGCAAACCGACUUGUGGAGACAACUUAUCGCAACCAACUAGGAAUAGCUAUGGCGGAGUAUGAUCCAAUGGACAUUAUAGAAGCGUUAAAAGUGGAGAUGGAGCUGAAUAACAUUCUCCUUAGCUUGCGACCAAUCCAAAAGGAGCAACUUAUCAAUGACAACCAUAAACUGAUCCUUCUGGCUGCACUCAGCGACUCACUAGAUUUUGUCUCGGAAUCUGUGCAGCAAUUGGGACAAUACAAGAAUGGGACGUCAUCGCCUUCUCCUUCAUUGACGAGAAGAAACUUGAUACAUCAUCCACAGGUCCGCCAUAGACGGACUAGUAGUGCUGUAACCGCGGGUCUAGGUAUCUUAGCUGAAAAAUACCGGCUGCUUUCCAAUGAAUGCCUCCGUACUUUAAGGGUUGAAAUGCAGCUCGUCUCAACUUUUCAUCUACAGGGUAUGGCAGGGCGACAUUAUCUUAGAGACCAAGAUGCGGAGGAGCCCGAAGACUUCGUUGUAGCUCUCACAUCUCAGAUACAAAGAAUUGACGAGGAAAUGGCCGCAUACAUGCCAACUUUGAAGAGGAUCUACAUCUUUGGAGGUGUAUGUAGUGUGUCUGCAGCAGCUUUCAUCAAGGCUGUGAUGAACAUCGAGGCCAUCAAUAUGUUGGGUGUACGACAGGUCAAUCGGAACUGCAUUGCACUUCAGCAGGCACUUGCAUCCCUAAUAGCUAGCAGCGAAGAGUUUCUGGAAGAGAGAUUGGACCGUGUUCGCACCUAUUAUGAUCUUCUUACCAUACCCUUUGAGGCGCUAAUCGCACUGUUACCUGAGAAUGACGCUAUAUUUAGCUUAUCAGAGUACGCUGCCUUAUUGGAGGUCAAAGUUCCAGGUAGGGCGAUACCAGCAAACGCUGUACAACAGAUCGCCAAGAUACUUGUGCCCAUGCGUUAGCAGUGUGGGAUUAACCUUUCGGUGAAGCUUCGAUUUCGGUUAAGAGGGAUUCGUCGAAGACUGCUUUAAACCCUUUAAAGACAUUACACGAUGAUAUUUGUAAUUAAUGAGAAUUCUAAUGCAACUUCUUGUGUCGUCUCUUUUCUCCUUGCACAUAAAAAAAUUCCCAACAUAA